AUGGUCGUGUGCCCCAUCUGCAACAAGCAGGUCAAGUCGUCCGACAUCAACCCGCACAUCGACUCCGGCUGCGCGUCACUCGUCCUCGACGAUGCCGCCGCUCCUUCAGCCAGCGGCCCCGCCAACGGCGACGGGACAUCAAACGGUCGAACCUCCUCUCCCCCCUCCAGCAGCGCCCAGAACGCCCCGCCCGCGACGCAGAAGCGAUCUGCUGCAGCCUCCUUCUUCCAGACGCCCGCCGCAAAGCGACAGGCAAAUGCCAGCACCAAGCCUGUCGCCAAUGGCACGACGCCCAAGCCUAACGGGCUGAAGAGGAGUUUUGAGGAUGGACCUGGUCGGAUAUCGCCUUCACAACCCCCUGAGCAGCAGCACAGCAAUGAGGCACACCCGCAAGAACCACCACAGACACCAGCUCCCGGCCCUUUGGUAAAGAGGAGCAAGACGCACAAGUCGGCACCACUCGCUGAGCGCAUGCGCCCACAGACCUUGGACGAAGUGUUUGGACAGGAUCUCGUCGGGCCGCACGGCGUGCUGAGGUCGUUGAUUGAGUCGGAUCGGGUGCCCUCGAUGAUACUGUGGGGAGGGUCGGGGACAGGAAAGACGACGAUCGCUCGGUGCAUCGCCCGCCGCGCAGGCAGCCGUUUUAUCGAGAUGAACGCGACGAGCACAGGCGUUGCCGAGUGCAAGAAGCUGUUUCAAGAGGCGGCCAACGAACUGUCGCUGACGGGGCGCAAGACGAUCAUUUUCUGCGACGAGAUACACAGGUUCAACAAGUCACAGCAAGACGUCUUCCUGGGGCCUGUCGAGUCUGGCACCAUAACGCUCAUCGGCGCGACGACAGAGAACCCCUCGUUCAAAGUGCAAGCAGCGCUGCUCUCGCGGUGUCGGACAUUUACACUGGCUAAGCUCACGACCGAGGACGUCAGGGGCAUAUUACACCGCGCCCUGGAAGCCGAGCACAGCCACCCAGACUCGCCCGAGCUAUCACCGCUCAUCGACGACGAACUCCUGAAAUACCUCUCCGCCUUUGCCGACGGCGACGCCCGCACGGCCCUCAACCUCCUCGAGCUCGCCCUCAGCAUAUCCCACAAGCCGCGCGAGGACGGCAGCGCCCUGACGAAAGAAGACAUCAAGGCCGCACUGACCAAGACGCUCGUCUACGACCGCGCCGGCGACCAGCACUACGACACCAUCUCGGCCUUCCACAAGUCGGUCCGCGGCUCGGACGCGGACGCCGCGCUCUACUACCUGGCGCGCAUGCUGCAGAGCGGCGAGGACCCGCUCUUCGUCGCGCGGCGCAUGGUCGUCAUCGCGUCCGAGGACGUGGGCCUGGCCGACAACACGCUGCUGCCGCUGGCGACGGCGACGUACACGGCCGCGGCGCAGAUCGGCAUGCCCGAGGCGCGCAUCCCGCUCGCGCACUGCGCCGUCGCGCUGGCCUUGGCGCCCAAGAGCACGCGGGCGUACCGGGGCCUGAACAACGCCAUCGCGGCGCUGAGGGAGCCCGGCGUCGCGGGCCUGCCCGUGCCGAUCCACCUCCGGAACGCGCCGACGCGGCUCAUGAAGGAGAUGGGGUACGGCAAGGAGUACAAGUACAACCCCAACUACAGGGACGGCAAGGUCCGGCAGGAUUACCUCCCGGACGAGCUCUUGGGCAGGCGGUUCCUCGAGGAUAGGGACCUGGGGACCGAGGUCGAUCCGGACUUGUUGGCGGACGGCGAGGCGUGA
Messenger RNA from Thyridium curvatum, 1728 nucleotides. RefSeq lists its product as uncharacterized. Bases 1 to 1728 code for a protein of 575 amino acids. Gene Ontology annotation, biological process: DNA-templated DNA replication; regulation of DNA repair; DNA repair. The record is from RefSeq and is a predicted model, not a curated record. Gene Ontology annotation, molecular function: single-stranded DNA helicase activity; ATP binding; DNA binding. Gene Ontology annotation, cellular component: nucleus. NCBI's taxonomy places the organism in Eukaryota, Fungi, Ascomycota, Sordariomycetes, Thyridiales, Thyridiaceae. The transcript has a single exon.